AUGGAGGAACAAGAUAAUAAAAAAAAUAGAAAAUACAAUGAAGCGACCCUGCGAACCGCAGUCGAGAAUGUAUUAGAAAAAAAUAUGACUGUUUACCGCGCAUCUAAAGAAUUCGGUAUUCCAUGGACUACUCUCAAAGAUAAUGUUCUUCGUGCGAAAGAAGAAAAAGAUAAAGGAAUCAAAACUCAAUUUAUUAUGUCUAAAAUUGGAAGACCGUUUUCACUAACGGUUGAAAUAGAGCAAAAACUAGUUGCUUAUAUAAUUGAAAUGCAGGAGCUCGGGUUUGGCCUCACAGUGAAUCAAAUUCGAAAAAUUGCCUUUUCAUUGGCAGAGGCAAAUAAUCCUAAGCAUUGCUUUAGCUCAGACAAAGGAUUUGCUGGUUGGAACUGGUGGGUCAGUUUUAAACAACGUUAUGGCUUAUCUUUGCGAAUACCGGAGAAUUUGUCUGCUGGCCGAGCUAGUUGUUCAAAUCCUGUUAUCCUUGCUGACUUUUAUGAAAAGUUAGAGAAGACCCUGAUAGAGCACGAUUUGUUACAAUCCCCGGAUAGAAUAUGGAAUUGCGACGAGACAGGCUUAAUGUUCGUAAACAAACCUUUCAAAAUAGUAUCAAAGAUUGGCAAACAGUAUGUUUAUAACCGUACAUACGCUGAAAAAGGUACCACCACUACAGUACUAGCUGCCAUCAAUGCUUCUGGAUGUUUUCUUCCACCGAUGACGAUUUUCAAAGGGAUACGAAAUAUACCACAACUAAGUUCUGGUUCUCUUCCAAAUAGCUUGACACGACUUUCUCCAAAAGGUUGGAUCAAUGCAGAUCUGUUUUUGGAAUGGCUGGAGUUUUUCUCCAAAAACAUUCCUCCAGCAAGGCCAGUUUUGCUCAUAAUGGACUCACAUGCCAGCCACGUUUCCCCGAAUGUUUUAGCUUAUGCUCAAUCUAACAAUAUUAUAUUAUUCACAAUGCCAGCACACACAAGUCACAUCUUGCAGCCACUUGACGUCGGGGUCUUUCGGCCGCUAAAAGCAGCUUGGCGUGCUGAAUUACAAAAGCACAAAACGCAACAUCCAAGUUCAGUGCCGACACGUUUUGACUUUCAUAAAUUUUUGACUCCAGCGUAUGAAAGAAGUUUCACACCAUCAAACAUAAAAGCAGGGUUUGAAAAGACAGGUAUUUAUCCAUUAAACAGAACUACAGUGCGUCCAGAAGCAAUCGCGCCCAGCCGACUUACAGACAAACCUUUUCCCACGGAGCCAAUACAAAAAAUUCUGAUCGAAGAAGACCUUGAAGAUUCGAUCCCUAACACCAAAAUCGAAACAACUAACAGCGACCCCCUCAAUGAUUCGACAUCACAAUAA
Parnassius mnemosyne (clouded apollo) is the source of this 1350-nucleotide messenger RNA. The record is from the annotation of a GenBank genome assembly. Lineage: Eukaryota; Metazoa; Arthropoda; Insecta; Lepidoptera; Papilionidae.